Messenger RNA from Chironomus riparius, 1288 nucleotides. Lineage: Eukaryota; Metazoa; Arthropoda; Insecta; Diptera; Chironomidae. The record is from the annotation of a GenBank genome assembly.
GUCAGUCGCGUGUUGAAAUUUGAUGAAUUAAAUUCUAAGAAUGAAUUUUGAGAAAUUCUGGAAAGUUUUGUUGUUAAUUAAUGUUUCAUUAUUGGCAGCUCAUGCACAGUACCAAAGUGCAACAUGUGAAUAUAAAAUUGAUGAAUUCGAUGAAUACAAAUGUGAAUUAACGCUGAACAUUCCGAACGGAAUUGCACUUAUUGAUGAAAUUCGAGGAACGCACGAGGAAAAUAAAACUGAUGAAGAUGUGACAAUUAUUGAAACUACAUUCGUGUCCAGUGCUGAGUACAUUCCGUCCAUAAUUUGUGACAGAUUUAAAAAUGUUGAGAAACUUUUUAUUCAAACUGGAUUGGAAAAAAUUGACACAAAAGCUUUAAAAAGUUGCAAAAAUCUUCAGCAUUUGAACCUGUUUUUUAAUAAAAUUCGUGAAAUUUCGGAAGAUGCUUUUGUUGAGAAUACGGAACUGAAUUAUUUGGACAUCAGAGGGAACCAGCUGACAACUUUACAUCCAAAGUUAUUCAAAAACCAAAACGAAAGCUUGAAAACUUUGCAUCUUCAAGGAAAUCCAAAUUUGUUGCUUUCUUCUGAGUUGUUCAAGUCAUUGUCAAACCUAACAUCAUUAAGCCUCAGCUCUUACCAUCCUGGAUGGUUCAGCACACUCGAUAGCCUUGAGGAACUCUAUCUUGGACCUAGCGACAACAUAGAACUUCCAAAAAGUCUCUUUAGCUCCCUCAAAAGCUUAAAACUUUUGUCAUUAAACGAAAAAAAUCUCACAACUCUUCAUGCUGACUCAUUCGGUGAUUUACCAAAUUUAUCACGUCUGUGGCUUAAAAAUGGAAGAAUUGAGGCAAUUGAUGAGAAAAUAUUCAAACAAACUGGAAUUAAUGAUAUUAAUUUAGAAGGCAAUGUGUGUGCUGAUGAUAGAUUUAUUGGUGAUAAAAGUGAGAUUAUGAAAAAGUUGAGGAAGUGCUUUGAUAAUUAUAGAAACAGAAAGAACUAAGUUAAGAUUUGUAAGAGAUAUGUGAAGGAUGUGGAAUUUAUUGAUUAAUUCUGCAUCAUCGGAAUAUGUUAAUAAUAAAAGUUAAUUAAAAAUUUAAGUUUUAAGAAAGUUUUGGUUAAGUUUUGAAUAUCUUCAGGUUCAGUGACGGUCAUGUACUGUUUCAAUAUAGGUCUGGUCAUCUAUAUAAUUAUGUGUAGUAUUACUUCGGUUUCCUUACAGUUAAAUUGUGUUCCUUAGAUCUUUUUUGAUCAAAGACAUUCCUGGAUGGUAAGCCAUGACAAAAACCGU